Aspergillus nidulans FGSC A4 is the source of this 411-nucleotide messenger RNA. RefSeq lists its product as uncharacterized. The record is from RefSeq and is a predicted model, not a curated record. Lineage: Eukaryota; Fungi; Ascomycota; Eurotiomycetes; Eurotiales; Aspergillaceae. Gene Ontology annotation, cellular component: membrane. The coding region runs from base 1 to 411 and encodes 136 amino acids. The transcript has 3 exons.
AUGGCAACCGAGAACAACAUCUACGGGUACAGUCCCUCUAUCCCUGCGGCGGGUAUCUUCAUUGUCCUCUUCGGGAUAUCAACGGCGUACCACGUCUACCAGCUGAUCAAAGCUCGAGCACUGUAUUUCAUCCCGUUCGUCAUCGGUGGUAUUUUCCAAAUAUUGGGCUACAUCUUCCGAAUUCUCGGUCACAACAGUCCAGAUUCUGUUCCGCUAUACGCGCUACAGACGGUUUUGAUCCUCCUCGCCCCAGCCCUGUAUGCGGCGAGCAUAUACAUGGUCCUCGGCCGGUUGAUCGUCCAUUUGGCUGCUGAGCAGCAUAGCCUUGUACGAGUGAACUGGAUGACAAAGAUCUUCGUGACGGGAGAUGUUAUCUCGUUCCUGAUGCAGUGCGGAGGAUAUAGUGGCUGA